This is a messenger RNA of Cyclopterus lumpus (lumpfish), 2533 nucleotides long. RefSeq names its product zinc finger, CCHC domain containing 4 (gene zcchc4). Gene Ontology annotation, biological process: rRNA methylation. Bases 91 to 1566 code for a protein of 491 amino acids. Gene Ontology annotation, molecular function: zinc ion binding; rRNA (adenine-N6-)-methyltransferase activity; nucleic acid binding. The record is from RefSeq and is a predicted model, not a curated record. Lineage: Eukaryota; Metazoa; Chordata; Actinopteri; Perciformes; Cyclopteridae. The transcript is spliced from 13 exons. Gene Ontology annotation, cellular component: nucleolus; cytoplasm.
GACGUCAACUCUCCGCGACUCCUACAAACGGCAUGUCUUCCGUUGCUCCGGCUGAGCUCGUGCGUUAGACAGUGAGGCAGUAACUAGAGAAUGCAGCCUUCUGCCAACAUGGACGUGAGCGACGGCUUGGGGGUCGAGGUGGUUCUCCCGGAGGACGGCAGAGCGGCGCCAUGUUGUCCGCACGGUCCCACUUUGCUUUUUGAGAAAGUUGGCAAACUCAAGGAGGGCCGCAGGUUUUAUGCCUGCUCCGCCUGCAGAGACCGGAAAGACUGCAACUUCUUCCAGUGGGAGGAAGAUAAGGUGUCUGAGGUCCGGCUUCUGGCCAGAGAAGCAGAGAACCAGUCGAAGAGACAACAGUUGAGCCAGAAGGAGGCCUGCAGCAGGUUGAGAAGGUUUGCCUCCCUCCGUCCGGAUGAGAAGAAGUUCUGUCAGGACUGUCAGACUCUGCUCCUGCCGGCGGAGCACGAGGCCCACUCGUCCCACAGAACCACGGCCGUCUCGGCGGCUCAGCUGGCGAGGCCCAGCGUGCUGCUGCGGCCUCUGGACAACAAGAAGAGCCACGCCCAGUACCUGUUCACCGACCGCAGCGCCAACUUCCUGCUGGACACCCUGGCUGCUCUGGGGUACAGAAAGGUGCUGUGUGUGGGCACACCCAGACUUCAGGAGCUGAUCAAGUUGCGAAACCUUGAGCAGAAACAUGAGCCAAUGAAGAGCCUGCUGCUGGACAUUGACUUCAGAUACGCUCAGUUCUACAGCCAGGAUGAAUUCUGUCACUACAACAUGUUCAACCACCACUUUUUUGAUGGAGAGGCCUCUGGUGCAGCGCUGCAGGCCUUCCUCACAGAGUGCGACGGCCAGAAGGCGGUGAUGGUGUCCGACCCUCCGUUCGGUGGCCUGGUGAAGCCUCUGGCCCACAGCUUCUCUCUGAUCUCACAGACAUGGAGGAAGCUGCAGGCUUCUGACUGCAGUAACACGGACAUGCCCAUGAUGUGGAUCUUCCCCUAUUUCUUUGAGCCUCGUAUCCUGGAGAGUCUCCCCUCAUGCACCAUGCUGGACUACCAGGUGGACUAUGACAACCAUCCUUUGUAUAAACACGGUAAGACGGGCAGGAAGCAAACUCCUGUCAGACUCUUCACCAACAUCUCACCCAGAGACGUCGUCCUGCCCAAAGACGAGGGCUACAGAUUUUGCUCCGUGUGUCAGAGAUUCGUGGUGUCCCUCAACAAGCACUGUGCCAAAUGCAACAUCUGUCCAUCCAAGGACGGCCGAGAGUGGAAGCACUGCUCCACAUGCGAGAAAUGUGUGAAACCAUCCUGGAGGCACUGCCAGCGCUGUGGCCGCUGUGCCCUGCCAGACCACCCAUGUGGUCAGAGUCCAGGACAGGAGGGCUGCUUCAACUGCGGCAGCAUGGAGCACAAACGCAAGGCGUGCUCGCUCAAGGACACGCACAGGUUUAGUGCCAAGAGAGGAGGCAAACCAGGACCCCGUGGUCUCCUGUUGAAGCCUAAAGCUAAGAGGAAGUCCGGAGCAGCUCGCAGAGCGAAGCAGCUGACUGUGACCAAGUGACCAAAGACCAAAGAGUUAUUUUGUAUGAACUCAAAUACUAUCCUAAACAGUGUUGGCAAGUGUCGUAUCAAAUUAAAAAGGAGAAUUUGCCUUUUUUCAUUGAAAUGCAGCCUUUUUAAUUUUAAGAAAAUAAAAGUGAAACGUAAAGCAAAUGUGCAUUCAUUGAUUUUGGUGCCAGCCAAAAAAGCCGUAAACAACAUGUCUGACGUGACAACCAGUUGCCUAGUUACAAGUCCAGCAGCAUUAGGACCACUGGAGGCGUCUGUCCCCCCAGCCAAUCAAAGACUGACAUUUUGGGCCCGUUAUGAACACUUUCCAUAAUUCUGCUGACUUUGCCCCAGGGUUAUUACCCACAAUUGAGAACAUUUAUCAUUAAACACAUGUUACCAGUAAAAGCAUAGAAGUGAGAGAUGUAAAAAGAAGAUGAACAGGGUGUUCAGUCUGGCAUAAUGCACGUAGAAACAUUAAGGUUUACAUACGGAAAGGAAUGAAAGCAUUUAAUUUAGUCACUGAAGCUGUGUUGACAAAAGAGUAAAUAAAUGAUUGUAACACAAGAGCCUGAUCCGAGGUGAGGUCCCGGGACAGGAUGUGGCAUACAGAUUGUAAAGUCCUGUAAAGGAUCAUUUGUGAUUCUCGGCUAUACAAAAUAAACUGAAUUGAAUUGAAGACGUUCAAAUCAAUUCACACACACACACACACACGUACAUGUUAUGAUGCAGCAAAGUGGUGUUUGUAUUCACACCACGUUAACAGGUGAGGGUUCAGGGUCUACGGCUUUAGGGGGGCGCUGGGCUUUAGAACCUGGAAGGAGGCUCCAUCAUCUUGCACUUCAUAUAAAAUAUGAAGACUUUUAUUUGAUCAAAUAAACCCCAUUUGAAUCACAUGUUAACCUGAAAUGUAACAAGUUUUGUCGCGUGUUCAAAAUGUGAGCCCUAAAAAGUUAUUAAAGUGUAGUUAAACAAGUGAA